UGUGUCUGUGUAUAGCUUUCGAACAACCUCCGCCUCCACCCCUUGCACCCUCCUCCUCCUCCCCCGUUCGAGUGUCCCUGCCUGGGCUGGUGCAGUUUGAGGGAUGGGGGGUUAGAGCAUGCACCGUCCAACAACUACCUGUGUGGCCCCCCGCAUGGAGGACAGUGGACAAGGAUGCGUUUGAGCACCCCUUUUUUUUUUUUUUUUUUUGCUCGGAGACCCGGGUACCUCCUCACUUUAUCGGACAUGCCGACGUUGCGACAUACUGUUGACAACAUAACACGAGAGGAGGAGGACAUGUUAAGCGUAACAGGAGGAGGAGGAGGAGGAGUGCAAGUUGGGAGGCAACGAGGCUGCUUUAGCGAUUGUCGGAAUAAAACGCAUUGCACGUGCAAAAGAUUUCCUGUGAAUAUGGCUUGGUGAGAAACUCUGGCUCGUCAGCCUCGCUGGGAAUCCCCGCACGAUUUUCAACAAGAGACGAGGAGGGGGGGAAAUAAGCAAAAAUGGACAAAGAAACGAUUGGUACGCAGUAUGAGCCCGUGGCCGAGAUCGGAGAAGGCGCCUAUGGAAAAGUAUACAAAGCCAGAGAUCUGAAGAACGGGGGACGAUUUGUUGCCCUAAAACGAGUUCGUGUCCAGACGGAGGAAGAGGGGAUGCCUCUCUCGACCAUCCGGGAGGUGGCGGUACUGAGGCAGCUUGAAGCUUUUGAGCAUCCGAAUGUUGUCAGGCUUUUUGAUGUGUGUACAGUGUCUCGGACUAACCGCGAAACCAAACUCACCCUGGUCUUUGAGCAUGUGGAUCAAGACCUGACUACCUACCUAGAGAAAGCCCCUGACCCCGGCGUGCCGCCAGAAACUAUCAAGGAUAUGAUGUAUCAGCUCCUCCAGGGGCUGGAUUUCCUGCAUUCGCACCGCGUGGUUCACCGUGACCUAAAACCACAGAAUAUCCUGGUCACCAGCGGAGGACAGAUUAAACUAGCCGACUUUGGUCUCGCCCGCAUCUACAGCUUCCAGAUGGCGCUCACUUCUGUGGUGGUGACACUUUGGUACCGAGCCCCAGAGGUGCUGCUGCAGUCGAGCUACGCUACCCCAGUGGACCUGUGGAGCGUGGGUUGCAUCUUUGCUGAGAUGUUCAGAAGAAGACCUCUAUUUCUCGGUAACUCAGAUGUUGAUCAGCUGGGAAAGAUUUUUGAUGUUGUCGGGGUACCUUCAGCAGAGGACUGGCCCCAGGAGGUGGCCCUACCACAGAGUGCCUUCACCCCACAGCCUGCUAAGCCAAUAGAAGACUUAGUUCCUGACAUAGACGAGCAAGGGCGGGCCCUCUUAUUGCAAUUCCUCGCCUUCAAUCCCUCCAGGAGGAUAUCUGCAUUUGCUGCACUUAGCCACCCUUAUUUCCAAAGUGUGGACAGCCUCAGUAGAAGUGUGUAUGCGGCACAGCCUCUCCCCAGCAACAAGCCCACUAUUGAAGAGAGGACUGCCUGAGAGUCCUCGUUGUCCCUCACCGUGUCCGUAAGAAGUAUUCACCCAUCUGCUUGAUUGUUCAAUCAAACUGCUUUAAACUACCGUGACAUGAGCUGUCAAUUGAAGUACUAUAAAACACAAAACGAUGCAAGACAAAUAUCUCUUUUCCAAAUGGCCUACAUUCUGCUUGGAUGCCAAUAUAUUCAAUGCCAAUAUGAGAAGGCCAGAGUGUAUUUUGGAAUACCUAACUUUACAAAACUUCCACGACUCCAAAUUUGGUCUGUUAUAGCUGCUGUUCGCCGAUGAAACAUUGCGAUCGAUUUUGGUAUAUCAGAACAAAGCAUGAACGAUCAUGUGGUGGGUACAGUAUACUUCAACUAAGUACUCAGAAGGAGGCAAUGCUAGGAAUGAGGACACCCCGCCCUGGAUAUGCACAAAAGCUAUCCUCCUUCUGUGAACUGAUGGAUUGAAAUUGCUGCUUUUAGGUUCUAAAAUGUUGAUGAUUGACUACGUUAUCAAUGCAAAGACACUUCUACGACUGGGACUAAUCAGUGAACGGACUGCAGACUCCAUGCAGCGGCCACUGUGUGACCAGAGUUGAGGCCCCCUCCCUUCUAAGAGUCGUCUCGAUGCCUAAAAUGGAUCUUUAUUCCAUUUUAUGGACUUGUGAAGCACAAGCGGGGCCGCAUUUACGAACACGUCGAGUGUGCACUGAUGCUCUUGCAGACACCAAACAAAUGAGUCAUGACUAACUGCCACUUACUGCCGCCAUCGUCGCAGGCUUUCCAAACGUUAUACUGCCAUCCAGCGGAUGCCCCGAGCAACUGCAGACCAGUAGCAGGAUUCUAAUGGUCUUUGCAACUUUUUGGGUCAAGCACACUUAAAGGCAUUCAUCACCAUCAUGGGCUGAUACCGGUGCUGCGGCAAUGAUGAAAAUGAAAAGUUCUUGCCACUCCCUUGAUGUUUCUGACAUGGUGAUUGUUAGUCAUCAAGGUCUCAUAACUUUUUUUUUUUUUUUUAAAUAUCAAAGUGACACAGUAAUCGUACACGCUUGCAAUAGGUGGCUUUAGUCCCACCAGCACGAUUCAUCAGUACAUUUGGCAUAGAAUUACGCUACCAAUAUUCUGUAUUUAAUUGUAAUUUUAUUGCUAAGUCUUAUAUGCAUGUUUUAUCAAGUUGCAUACUUGAGUUUUAAGAUGCCAGGGCAUAAAGUAUUCUUACACCAACUCUAUAGAGGAUUGCUGAACCUGUGUGAGGAUAAAUUGACGAUGUAAGGAAUGUAUAGAUGGCUAGAUGACUACAAUGUACUGUUUAUAGUGCGGCGGUAAUUCUAGAAAAUGUUUGAUAUUUGCAUUGUCAGCCCAUAGAAAUGUCACAAAAGCGGAUCAGGAAGCAAAGUGAGGGUCAGUGGAAUGUUGAAUGGCAAGAGUAUUUUGUCGGUUGGCGGGUUCUGCGGGUGCUUGUUGAAUUUCUUUCAGCUUGAAAGUGGCUGCAAAUGUGUGCGCGUGAUUAUUUUUUUUUUAAUAAUGCACAGAUAUCUUAACCCUGACUCCCUCCCGAUAUUUUCUAUGUAUGGACCACAAUGUUCUAUUUUUACUUUUUGCCAGCAAGGAAAAAAGCAAGUUGUUCUCACAGAACAGUAACAUACUUUAACACUGGUGUACCUUCUCUGAACUGGUCGUGCUGCUAGCACACACGUACACACACACAUACACACACUCUGACACAGACACAAACACUCAUUCUUUCUCAGGUUUUUGAUAUGGGUGUCCAAACCUUUCGCACAGUUUGCACAUCCUCCGGCGACUAACUGACCACAUUACAACUCUUUCAGGUUCUCUUCAAGCUGUCUAAUGAUCAUGCCAUUGAUCAUAUUCUACUGUCAGUCCUAUUUAUCACGUUAUGUUACUGUAGUCAUGACUGUAUGGAUAUAACUGCCUGUAUAAGGAUUGUUUUGACACAAAAACAACUUCUUAUCGCCAAUUGGUGAACAUAAUCCACAAAGCAUUGUCAUCUUGACGAAGCACUGUGCAAACAUUCUGUUGGGAAAUGACUCGUAUCUGAUGUUGUGACAUGCAAUGCAAUGAAAGUUCAAACUAUUUUAGAUUCAUAGAAGUUUUGGUAAUGACUGCUUUAGUCUUUUAAACUUGAUACAAUCACUGUGUGUGUUUUAUUUUCUUAGCCAGUAACGUCACAUUUCAAACAUGAGUAAAACUGAAUUCCGCUUUUAUGCUUUUAGUGGUUUUGCUGUUUUGAAACAAAAAGCUUCAUCCGUCUUGUUGCUCGAAUAACACGUUCCUACGUCACAUUGGGAUCGACCAUGAUGUUGUUGAAUGAAUUCAAGAAUUGGUGUCUUAUUAUUGUUUACACCAGCUGAAUUAAAAGAACGCUUUUUAUGAAAAUUGUGUUGGAUUCUAAGUAUACAUGACACAUUUUCAUGUAACCCUGCAAAUAAAUGGGGUAUGAUAAAUGAG
Messenger RNA from Syngnathus acus (greater pipefish), 3934 nucleotides. RefSeq names its product cyclin-dependent kinase 6 (gene cdk6). Gene Ontology annotation, biological process: regulation of G2/M transition of mitotic cell cycle; signal transduction; cell dedifferentiation. Gene Ontology annotation, cellular component: cytoplasm; nucleus; cyclin-dependent protein kinase holoenzyme complex. Bases 504 to 1481 code for a protein of 325 amino acids. The record is from RefSeq and is a predicted model, not a curated record. Lineage: Eukaryota; Metazoa; Chordata; Actinopteri; Syngnathiformes; Syngnathidae. The transcript has 9 exons. Gene Ontology annotation, molecular function: cyclin binding; ATP binding; cyclin-dependent protein serine/threonine kinase activity.